UCAGGUGCUGAGAGAUGGCGCUUGGGGGGCUCAACCUGGCCUGAGAAUCGGCUGCUCCCGGAAGAGCCAACUCUGACUCCAGGGCUCCUCUCUUGAAUAGGCCUUCACUUCCAGCCACCUCAGUCCAACGACCGUGCAAAACCACCUGUUUUCUCUUAAUGAUGGGUAUUGGUAAGAACACCACAUCCAAGUCAAUGGAGGCUGGAAGUUCAACAGAAGGCAAAUAUGAAGACGAAGCAAAGCACCCUGCUUUCUUUACUCUUCCGGUGGUGAUAAAUGGAGGUGCCACGUCCAGCGGUGAACAGGACAAUGAAGACACUGAGCUCAUGGCAAUCUACACUACGGAAAAUGGCAUCGCAGAAAAGAGCUCUCUCGCAGAGACCCUGGAUAGCACUGGCAGUUUAGACCCCCAGAGAUCGGACAUGAUUUACACCAUAGAAGAUGUUCCUCCCUGGUACUUGUGUAUAUUCCUGGGGUUACAGCACUAUCUGACCUGUUUCAGUGGCACAAUCGCAGUGCCUUUCCUGCUGGCUGACGCCAUGUGUGUGGGGUAUGACCAGUGGGCCACCAGCCAGCUCAUCGGGACCAUCUUCUUCUGCGUGGGAAUCACAACCUUGUUGCAGACAACAUUUGGAUGCAGGUUACCCCUGUUUCAGGCCAGUGCUUUUGCAUUUUUGGCCCCUGCUCGAGCCAUCCUGUCUUUAGAUAAAUGGAAAUGUAACACCACAGAUGUUUCAGUUGCCAAUGGAACCACAGAACUGUUACACACAGAACACAUCUGGUAUCCCCGGAUCCGAGAGAUCCAAGGGGCCAUUAUCAUGUCCUCCUUGAUAGAAGUGGUCAUCGGCUUACUGGGCUUGCCAGGGGCUCUGCUGAAGUACAUCGGGCCGCUGACCAUCACGCCCACGGUUGCCCUUAUUGGCCUCUCGGGUUUCCAAGCAGCGGGAGAGCGAGCAGGAAAGCACUGGGGCAUCGCCAUGCUGACAAUUUUCCUAGUAUUGCUGUUUUCUCAAUAUGCCAGAAAUGUCAAACUCCCUCUCCCGAUUUACAAAUCCAAGAAAGGAUGGACCGCAUACAAGUUACAGCUUUUCAAAAUGUUCCCUAUAAUCCUGGCCAUCCUCGUUUCCUGGCUGCUCUGCUUCAUCUUCACAGUGACAGAUGUCUUCCCUCCCGACAGCACAAAGUAUGGCUUCUACGCUCGCACGGAUGCCAGGCAAGGCGUGCUUCUGGUAGCCCCCUGGUUCAAGGUUCCAUACCCAUUUCAGUGGGGCCUGCCCACCGUGUCUGCCGCUGGCGUCAUUGGCAUGCUCAGUGCGGUUGUCGCCAGCAUCAUCGAGUCUAUCGGUGACUACUACGCCUGUGCGCGGCUGUCCUGCGCCCCACCGCCUCCCAUCCACGCCAUAAACAGGGGGAUUUUUGUGGAGGGCCUCUCCUGUGUUCUUGACGGUGUAUUUGGUACUGGGAAUGGCUCAACUUCAUCUAGUCCCAACAUCGGAGUGUUGGGAAUUACUAAGGUUGGCAGCCGGCGGGUGAUUCAGUACGGAGCGGCAUUGAUGCUGGCCUUGGGCAUGGUGGGAAAGUUCAGCGCCCUCUUCGCGUCCCUUCCCGAUCCUGUGCUUGGUGCCCUCUUCUGCACUCUCUUUGGGAUGAUCACAGCUGUUGGCCUCUCUAACCUGCAGUUCAUUGAUUUAAAUUCUUCCCGGAACCUCUUUGUGCUUGGAUUUUCAAUCUUCUUUGGACUCGUCCUUCCAAGUUACCUCAGACAGAACCCUCUCGUCACAGGGAUAACAGGAAUCGAUCAAGUGUUAAAUGUUCUUCUCACAACCGCUAUGUUUGUUGGAGGCUGCGUGGCUUUUAUUUUGGACAAUACAAUCCCAGGUACCCCAGAGGAGAGAGGAAUCAGGAAGUGGAAGAAGGGCGUAGGCAAAGGGAGCAAGUCACUCGACGGCAUGGAGUCCUACGAUCUGCCUUUUGGCAUGAACAUUAUUAAAAAAUAUCGAUGCUUCAGCUACCUGCCCGUCAGCCCAACCUUUGUGGGCUACACAUGGAAAGGCCUCAGGAAGAGCGGGAACAGCCGGAAUUCAGACGAAGACUCGCAGGCCACAGUAUAGCCUCAGGGGCACUCGGUGGCAUGUCUCUGUAGUCCCUGGCGAGUAAUAAGCAGUAAAAUAUAUAUAUAUGUUUGUAUAUCUGCAUUUAC
Molecule: messenger RNA, 2200 nt
Organism: Orycteropus afer afer
Lineage: Eukaryota; Metazoa; Chordata; Mammalia; Tubulidentata; Orycteropodidae
Gene: SLC23A2
Product: solute carrier family 23 member 2
Biological process (GO): transmembrane transport; L-ascorbic acid metabolic process
Cellular component (GO): membrane
Molecular function (GO): transmembrane transporter activity
Source: RefSeq, a predicted model, not a curated record